Messenger RNA from Rangifer tarandus platyrhynchus (Svalbard reindeer), 381 nucleotides. The record is from the annotation of a GenBank genome assembly. NCBI's taxonomy places the organism in Eukaryota, Metazoa, Chordata, Mammalia, Artiodactyla, Cervidae.
AUGUCAGGCUCCCCAGCCUCUGGCAUCCCCGUCAAAGUGUCUGCUAAGUUGUUUUCUGGAUCAGCUUCUAAAAACGAAGACUUUGAACAGAACACAGAUGGGAGCAGCCAAGUCAUUGUUUCCAUUGGUGUUCCUCUGACCAUCUCAGAAGUGCAGCUCUCAGUGUCUGCAGGCUCCCCACACCCUGCCGUAGGCGGUCUCACCGUGAAAGCCCCCCUGUCCAGAAGCUCUGGGUUUCUGUCCAUUGAGUGGCAGAAUCCUCGACCUCUUAAAGUUGGAGAGACUCUUAACCUAAACCUGCAGGCCGUGGGCAUCAGUGGGAGCUUCUCACACUUCUACUACAUGAUCCUGUCCCGGGGCAAGAUCGUGUCUGUCCAUUGA